AUGCAUUGGUUUGAGAAAGCAAUCAGACUCGAAGACAUGCCAGAUCAUCGAGACAUCAACGCAUGGAUGGGGCAUUGUGGUGGCACUGAUCCUCAUUGCCGGCAAGGCUGUUCGCCGGCAUGUGCCAAUUACACCUCCAUGACAGGCAUUGAGAGCGCAUCCAAGAAUCAUUCAGCAGAUAGUGUUGUUGAGGAACCCAGAGCCAAGGCACACAACCAACCUCUAGUGGGACAACCGGCGGUCCAAGAAGCCAUGCGGAAGGUACAAGAAGGGCGUGUGGCCCUUGCAAGAACACAAAACCUUUUGCCACAACAUCAGGUACGCUUUGAUGGGCGAAUGCCUACCACAUCUGGACUUUUGCAACCGACGGACGGCACCAGGCCGACAGCAUCAUCAACAAUUGCCAGUGACGACAAGUCGUCUGCAGAAGACAACACCGACAUGGCGCGACAUACUUUGGUGAGUUCAACAGCAGAGCCCGUACUUGAAGACGAGGAUGAAGGUGCAGAGUACGAGCUCGACGACCUGCAGAGAUGUUGUUGA
Messenger RNA from Aureobasidium subglaciale EXF-2481, 543 nucleotides. RefSeq lists its product as uncharacterized. The coding region runs from base 1 to 543 and encodes 180 amino acids. NCBI's taxonomy places the organism in Eukaryota, Fungi, Ascomycota, Dothideomycetes, Dothideales, Saccotheciaceae. The record is from RefSeq and is a predicted model, not a curated record. The transcript has a single exon.